Messenger RNA from Nicotiana tabacum (common tobacco), 1603 nucleotides. RefSeq lists its product as uncharacterized. The record is from RefSeq and is a predicted model, not a curated record. Gene Ontology annotation, molecular function: RNA binding; RNA methyltransferase activity. Gene Ontology annotation, biological process: tRNA guanine ribose methylation. Lineage: Eukaryota; Viridiplantae; Streptophyta; Magnoliopsida; Solanales; Solanaceae.
CAAGUUGAAUGCGGUAUCUUCACGACGCCGUUUACUCCUCCUUUGUCCAGUCCAGUUCAAUCCCCGGCAAAAUCUCCAUUUCCUACUCUCCGACUAGUGAGGUAAGUGAGAUAAAGUUAAUGCCAUGAGCGUCUGCAAAACCCUAUUUCGCUCUUCAAUUUCGUUUAUUGAGUUCAAAACUCGAAGCAGUUAUCGUAGAAGUUUCACUUCUCAUUUUUCAUCCAAUUUCGCUCCUUUUAACGCACUGCGUCUACUCUCUCCUAAUCCAGGACUUAGAAUCGAACCGUGUAGAGCUACUUCAAGACGAUAUGGCAGCACUCAAGGAGCAAUUUCACUGGAAAUUUCGGAAAAUGCGGAGGAAAUGACAGUUCCGCGUGUCGCCAUAGAAAUUCCGGAGGAAAAAUCGGAAGAUACAGUAGAAGAGUUGCUUUCCAAUAAAGAUGAUGUAACAAAGUUUAUGAAAAUGGAACGUAGGUCCAAUACUGAAGGCCAAGGGCAUCAGGACCGUUGGUUUCCGUAUUUGGAUAGAUUUAAGGUGGGAAAUGUGGACUUGAAUAGCGCAGAGGUAUUGGAAGCUUUGAACCCGGUUAUAAUGGAUUCGAGGAAAGAGAGGUUUAGAAAUGCUGUGAUGAAUCGGACAUAUUCUGUAUGUUUGGUGGUGGAAGGUUUGAGUGAUUUUGGCAAUAUUUCAGCUGCGUUUCGGUCAGCUGAUGCACUGGGCAUUCAGUCAGUCCAUGUUGUAGCGUGUGACUGUUCGAAAAGGUACAGGGAGAAUCGCCAUGUCAGCAUGGGAGCUGAGAAAUGGUUGGACAUCGAACUUUGGGAUUCUGUCCAUGAGUGUUUCAAAGUUUUGAAAUCACGUGGUUAUCGUAUUGCGACAACACAUCUUGGAAUGGACACAGUUUCUGUAUACGAUAUGGACUGGUCAUGCCCAACUGCAAUUGUUGUUGGAAAUGAACUUAGGGGAAUUAGUGAUGAGGCUCUUGAAUUAUCAGACUUACACUGCAGUAUUCCAAUGAAAGGCAUGGUAGACUCAUUCAAUGUAUCUGUUGCUGCUGGCCUACUUAUGCACCAUGCCGUCUGUGACAGAACUUCUCGCUUGGGAUGUCAUGGAGAUCUAACUAUUGAAGAGAGCCAAAUCUUGCUGGCAGAGUUCACUUUGCGCCACAGCAAUAGUGCAAUUAGGAUCGCUCAUGAAUAUGCAAAAAGAAAGAUACCUCAGCUUAAAUCAAAGCUGUGAAUAACUGGUCAAACUAGUUUCCUGAAGGUUGUUUUAGCCUAUUUGCACGUGGAAACUUCACAGUAAUAUGUCUGGACAUUCGACACACUUGAUGCUGCUGAGUGCCUGGUCGUAUAACUGAGCAGCUAUGCUUUUGCAUUUUUUGGGUAGUUCUGAUACAGCUUAUGUACAGCUUUACUUUCACCAGUUUGCUUUUUUAUGUCCACCAUUUUUUAAGGAUUUACUCCUUAAUGUAUAUGUUAAUUACUUAGACGAAAUAGCUCUCAAGAAAAAAUUGAGACGCUGUUAGCUUGCGUUAUUUAUUUUUCCUUCUGGGAUUUGCUGGUUUAAUGUUGUUUUAAAUUAUAUCACCGUUUUGAAUGA